Lottia gigantea (owl limpet) is the source of this 1596-nucleotide messenger RNA. RefSeq lists its product as hypothetical. The transcript is spliced from 3 exons. NCBI's taxonomy places the organism in Eukaryota, Metazoa, Mollusca, Gastropoda, Lottiidae. Bases 1 to 1596 code for a protein of 531 amino acids. The record is from RefSeq and is a predicted model, not a curated record. Gene Ontology annotation, molecular function: starch binding.
AUGCCGAUUCACACCGUAAAAGUUCCUGUUAUUUUUGAGGUGGAGUUCAACCCCGCAUUGAAAGAUCUUGUCCCUUGUCUAGUUGGUUCGCUGAAAGAAUUGGGAAGAUGGAACAGACUCAAUGGUCUUGUAGCUAGGAAAAUCGACGAAGAUUCAACGAAAUGGACCGUAGAAUUAGAGAUUCCUCAGAUGUCGUUCUUCUUUUUUAACUGGGCGAUGACGAAAAAUGGGCAUUUUUAUGAAGAGGAGCCUACAGGAUGCAGAAAAGCCAAUAUCGGCGUUUUUGGAGGUGUCUUUAAAUCCGAAUACGGAGAAAAGUGGACCGAGUUCUCUUCAUUUUGUGGAUGCCAAAUUUCAAUGAGUACUCAUUAUGUUCUCAAUGAUGAUGAACAAAUCGUUGUGAUGGGAUCGGGAAAGCUGCUUGGAAACUGGAAGACCUGGGUUCCUGCUGCCUCGGACGAUCCUCUAGGGUUUGUGUGGACAGCCAAUUUUGAACUCGAGCAAGGAACAACAGAAGAGUUCAAGUGGGUCAUUUUGGACAGACAAACUCGAGAGAUACGACGAUGGCAAGAAGGAGUAAAUAGAAUCAUCAAGAUUGAAACUGGACUAAAUAAUAAAAGUGUGUUUGUCCCUUGGGGUGGAAGAUUUGUGAAGGAGGGGCUUAUUAUUCCGGAUGUUACUGUCGGGGAUUGGAGUGACUACAAUCCUCAAAGUAGAUCCUUAACAAUCGACUGUAUGACUGGAUUCGACAAAGAUGAAGUAGAGAUGAACAACUUUAACAUGGAAGAUCUCAAACUUGCUUUAGAAAUGGUGCCUAAAAUACCAUCUGUAGGUUGCGGACAAUGUGUAGCUCAAAAGUUCUUGAAGGUCAUCAGCAACGAAGAACGAAACUUUUGCUUCACUAUUGGAGCGUUCGGUUCCAAAGAAGUCACACAAUUUAAUUUGAAACAUCCAAAGAAAGUUCUCAAGAUAUUCAGAUAUACAGAAGAACAAAGCCUUUCUUACUUCACUGUGGAUUUGUCAGUUGAAGUCUCCAAUCUUAAAAACUUCAUUAAUGCUGAUGUAAUACAUCUACAGCUAGCUAGUUUAGACGUCAUCGGUCCAUUUCCAGUGACCACACCCUAUAUUGAAGAGCAGAAGCAACUGGAGUUACUAUCAUUUCAAAACGUGCUCAAACCAAGACCAGAGCUAAAAACAUCUUCAUCUUCUUACAAGUUUUAUUUCAACAACGAUAGAACCAUAGUCAGCAGAGUUCCCAUUCUUGACGGUGACACAGAUCUUCUGGAAGCACUUAUCGCGAUUACAGUUUCCCAUGGAAGCUUUAACUCUGCUGACAGAGUUGCCUUUCUUGAUGAUGGCUUGGCUGUAGAGGACAGAGUUACUGUUUUUAGUGGAUGCCAAGGUCAGGAUUCUGUCAGAAUGGAAAGGGAUCAAAUGAUGGAAAUUACCUUUUCUGAUGAUAUGGUUACAGAGAUUCAAAACACUCAAGUAGUUGAAACCAAUACUAAACAAGAUUGGGCUGGACCACGACAAGCCUUAUACAGUGUAUUUAAUGUAUUGAGCAAAUAUUGUAGUCGCCUUGUUUCUCAAAUAUAA